AAUUUCCCAUUAAAUUCAAAGUCAAUCAUCCACUCUGAAUUGAAUGCCAUGAACAAAAUUCAUUCCCUCUUUCUUUCAAACACUUAAUUAACUCUCUCAUCAUCUUCAUCUUCUUCAUUAGUCUCUCGUUUUAACUGUAUCUCCAUUCAUGGCGGGAACAAAUAUCGAUCCUAAAAGCGGUUAUUCUUCUCAAACCAAAACUUAUCAUAACCUUAGACCCCAAGUUCCUCUUCCGCUCUCUCAUUCUCUUUCCAUCACUCAAUUUCUUCUUUCCCUCCCUCAAACUACCACCCCUGACGUCGACUUUCUCAUCAACGCCGUCACCGAUCAACGUCUCACCUAUGGACAAUUCCUCAACCAGGUUCAAUCUCUCUCCCUUUCUCUCCGGACACGCUUUUCUCUCUCCAAAGGCCACGUCGCUUUCAUUCUCUUACCUUCCUCUUUUCGCAUUCCCGCUAUCUACUUCUCGCUCCUCUCCAUCGGCGUCGUUAUUUCUCCCGCCAAUCCACUCGCCUCCGCCUCCGAGAUCUCUCAUCAACUCCAACUCACCAAACCUUCUAUUGCCUUCGCAACCUCUGACACCUCACACAAACUCCCCUCCAAUCUCCGUACUGUUCUCAUCGACUCCCCCGAGUUCGUCUCCUUGUCCACUCAAACACAAAACGACGACGUCAAUUUCACGACUCCGGUUGUUGAUCAGUCUGACUCGGCCGCCAUUCUUUAUUCUUCCGGAACAACCGGGAAAGUGAAAGGCGUGUUGUUGACUCACCGAAACUUAAUCGCUUUGGCCGCCGCAUUCUACCAUUCGAAAUCCCAAACUGACUCAAUUGAAGCUCAAUCGCUGCAUGAGGUUUCGUUAUCACCACUCCCUCUGUUUCAUGUCUACGGUUUUCUAGCGUUAAUUCUGACGUUCACUAAUACUUAUACUUUGGCCGUGAUGGAGAGAUUUGAUUUUGAGACGAUGUUAAAGGCUAUUGAGAAAUAUAAAAUCUGUCGCAUGGCGGUUUCGCCACCAUUAAUUGUGGCGUUUGCAAAAUCGGAGUUGACUAAAUCCUACGAUCUUAGCUUGCUUCAGUUGCUGCACAGCGGCGGUGCUCCCCUUGGUAAGGAGGUUACCCUCAAGUUCAAGGAGAAAUUUCCACAUGUGGAGAUUAUACAGGGAUAUGGUUUGACCGAGACUGGAGGCGUGGGGGCAGGGAUGAGGGGACCUGAUGAGGCAAAUCGAUUGGGUUCUGUUGGUCGUUUAUACGAAUUUUUGGAAGCGAAGAUUGUUGAUCCUGCAACUGGAGAAGCUCUGCCUCCGGGUCAGAAAGGGGAGCUGUGGUUGCGAGGAAUAACAAUUAUGAAAGGUUAUAUAGGAGAUGACAAGGCAACAGCUGAAGCCUUUAGUCCCGAUGGUUGGUUAAAAACUGGGGAUCUUUGUUAUUUUGACUCGGAUGGGUUCUUAUUUAUUGUUGAUAGAUUAAAGGAAUUGAUCAAGUAUAAGGCAUAUCAGGUUCCCCCAGCUGAGUUGGAACAUUUACUCCAGUCCAAUCCCGAAAUUGCUGAUGCGGCCGUGAUUCCUUACCCUGAUGAAGAAGCAGGACAGAUUCCCAUGGCUUUUGUGGUGAGAAGACCUGGAAGCAAUAUCACUGCAGCUCAAGUAAUGGAUUUCAUUGCAAAACAGGUGGCGCCAUACAAGAAGAUAAGACGUGUGGCUUUCAUCGAUUCAAUACCAAAAUCUGCUGCUGGAAAGAUCUUGAGAAGGGAACUGGUCACUCAUGCAGUCUCUACCAAUUUGUCUAAAUUGUGAUUAAUCAAAAACCAGGGGUAUUAUUUUGAUGUUGAGAAAUAUAUAUUUUUCAACAUCGGCUAGUUACUCAUUAUCAUAGAUUACAUAAAUGUUUAAAAAUUUAUGACCUCGGAGUAUUUGAUUUUUGUUAUUGCCAAAAUUGGGAGUAGUUUGUUUUUUGUUGUUUCCAUCUGCUCAAUAAAAAAAACAGUGUUAUGCUUCAAAA
Molecule: messenger RNA, 1997 nt
Organism: Pistacia vera
Lineage: Eukaryota; Viridiplantae; Streptophyta; Magnoliopsida; Sapindales; Anacardiaceae
Product: 4-coumarate--CoA ligase-like 9
Exons: 6
Coding region: 149-1792 (547 amino acids)
Molecular function (GO): CoA-ligase activity
Source: RefSeq, a predicted model, not a curated record